Dimorphilus gyrociliatus is the source of this 1088-nucleotide messenger RNA. The record is from the annotation of a GenBank genome assembly. NCBI's taxonomy places the organism in Eukaryota, Metazoa, Annelida, Polychaeta, Dinophilidae.
AAAUAUUCCAGAUUUUUUCCAGUAGAAGAAAAAAUGAAGUCAGCAGUAAGCUUUUUAAUCAUAUUGGGCAUGGCUGUCAUCAAUAUUUCAGCUCUACCUUAUCAUUUCGAUAUGACUAUUAUGAAUAAUAAGUACUGUUCAAAGCCAAUCGCAACCACCUUUGUCUCAAGAUUUCCAUUAUGUAUUGCUGAAUAUGCCAAAUCUUAUACACUCGCUGGCUAUGCAUACAAAGAUAGAAGAUGCUAUCUUUAUGACAAGAUUCCAGAAUCAUGUAUCACAGAGAAUAUUGGAGCAAAAUUAUACAUUAGAAAAACUGAAUAUAUUCUUCCCCAAUAUUACAUUACUCAAAAAAAAGGAUCACCCGGAAAUGAUAUAAAAAUAAUAACUGAUGCUACAAUAGCCAAGUGUCAUGCUUGGUGUCAGAGCAAUUCAAAGUGCAUAGCCUUCUCAAUAAACUUUAGAAGAAAGAUGUGCUGGUUAAAAGACACACUAUUGCCUAGUUACCAAUAUAGAAGCAGAAGUGACAAUCUCAUGUACAGGAAGGACAAAACUGUACGAAAAAUAUUCAAUUUUGAAACACAUCCUCAUCGAAGUAUUGAUGGUAAUUUCAUGAAAUUAUCUUUCAAUGGCGAUCCUCAAUCCUGUUCAAGCUUUUGCAGUAGAACUUCAGGAUGCGUUGCUGUUUCUGUUCACUCCAAUGCUUGUAGAUUGUAUAGCAAGGUUGAUAAAUUGAUGUAUUCAACUCAAAGUCAUGUCUAUGUCAAGAAAUAGAAUAUUAAUUAUUUUGCCUCUGACUCUUAUUUAAAAUAAACUUACUCUUUCAUUCAAUGAUUAAAAAAAUAUUGUGUUUACUUGUUUGUCAAACUCUGCGAUAAUUUCUACAAAUAGGCAUAAAUGUAGGAGAAAUUUAGAACAUUUGAUAGUGUCUGUACUUUAUCAUAUUGUAAUUGUAGGAAUUUCUAGCUUGUUAACAUCAAAUUCGUCCCUUCCAAUCAUUUACCAAUUGAACAAUUAAAGGUUCUUCCUGGAUAGGUUGUACACGGAUUGUUGUAUGUUAAGUUCAAUAAAACCAACAGCAAAACCCAGAG